This is a messenger RNA of Spodoptera littoralis (African cotton leafworm), 1317 nucleotides long. Lineage: Eukaryota; Metazoa; Arthropoda; Insecta; Lepidoptera; Noctuidae. The record is from the annotation of a GenBank genome assembly.
AUGUCUCGAAGAAAUGAAGAUUACGAUGAAUAUUGUGACCCUGAAAAUCCAAGAAUUAUCAAGUAUGACGAUAUCGUAGAAGCUACGCAGCGGAUACGGCCUUUCGUAGCCAACACUCCUAUUAUGGCAGCACACACUCAACGGGAGUUUGGCAUUCACAUACAUUAUAAAUUAGAUUUCAUGCAGAAAAUGGGAAGUUUCAAGGAACGAGGCAUUUUGAAUGCCCUGCACCUUUUGCCAGCAGACAAGAAAAAGCUAGGAGUAGUGAUGGCAUCGUCAGGUAACGAAGGAGUAGCUCUGAGCUACCACGCAGCGAAAAUGAAUAUCCCAGUUAUUGUGAUACUACCCAUGUCCAUACCAAUUGAAAAGAUGCAAAGAUGUCAUUUAUUUGGAGCGAAGGUAAUAGUGCAAGGAACCAACUUGCAGGAGGCACAAAAAUACGCGCGCGCUCUGGCAAAAGACAAAGGACUUACGUUUAUUAAUGGACGUGAUCACCCACACAUCCUGGCUGGGUACGGUUCAAUGGCGCUGGAAAUAUUGGAAACCACGCCGUUUGUCGAUGCAGUGAUCGUGCCGGUGGGCUCUGGAGGAUUAGCCGCUGCUACUGCUACCGUCGUCAAACACCUCAAGCCCUCAGUACUCAUUUAUGGGGUGCAGCCUGAGGCAAUGCCGACAUUUUUUAACUCAUUGGAAAGUGAUGAACCAAUACAAUUGCCCCUACAAACCAACAUGGCGGAUGCUGUCAGUGUCAACAGCGUUGGAUGUAACGCAUUCGCAACUGCAAAACCUCUUCUAGACAAAAUGUUGCUCGUAAAGGAAGAUUGGAUCGCACGAGCAAUGCUGCAUUUGUUAGAGAGAGAAAAGUUUGUAGUAGAGGGCGCUGGAGCCUGCCCACUGGCCGCCAUCAUGGGAAACCUUGUUCCAGAAUUAAAAUGUAAAACUGUGGUCUGUAUUCUAAGCGGAGGUAAUGUUGAUAAUAUACUGCUGAACCGCUGCAUGGAAAGAGGAUUAGCCUCCGAAGGUCGAUUAGUUAUAUUUAGGGUCGGUGUACGUAACGACCCGAUAUCUAAAUCUAAUUUAAUGUCAUUAAUCUCAAGUGGAGGGUAUAAUAUUCAUCGUCAUUUUCAAGACAAUAGUUGGACAGAGGGUGAGGAAUACUAUGUCGAGAUGAAAAUGGUCUGCGAAGCGAAAGGUUUAGCACAUGCUUUAGAAUUAAAAAGGACUAUAGAACGAGUUUACCCAUGUACCUCCGUCUUCGAAAAUGAACCGUUCAAUGAUAAGAGGACUUGUCCUUGUUACAUAAAAAAAGCCUCGUAA